UUUCGUUUCCCAACGGAGUUGGACUCCCUGGACCGCGGAAGUAAGAAGACCAUGCGUGUUGUAUGGGAAUUUGUCGAAUUGUGUACAACAUUGGCGUAUUAAAGUAAUCGAGGCGCCCUUGCGAAUGACGUUGAUUUGUAACGUUCUCAAUACAUUUAUAACCUUGUAAUUUCCGAUUAGGGGAAAACGUAUCGCUUAAACGCCGCCAGCCAGCUAUCAUGAAGAUCAAGCGACAGAAACAAGCCAAGAAAACAUUAUCCUUUUACAAAUACAAUUUUAACUUCAGGGAACCCCAUCAGAUUCUUAUUGAUGGAACUUUCUGUCAAGCGGCAUUGAAGAACAAGAUUCAAAUCAAGGAGCAAAUGCCGAAGUAUCUUAUGGGCGAGGUACAGCUUUGCACCACCAACUGCGCUCUGAAAGAACUGGACACACUGGAAAAAGAGCUCUAUGGGGCCAAACUCAUUUUGCAGCGGUAUCAAGUGAGGAAAUGUCAGCAUUUCAAGAACCCCGUUCCUGCGUCGCAGUGUCUGCUUUCUAUGCUGGAGGACACAAACCCGCAUCACUACUUUGUUGCCACGCAGGACUUCAAGCUGACAACAGGUCUUAAGAAGAUCCCAGGCGUACCUCUGCUGUACAUCAUCCUCAACACGAUGGUGCUGGAAAAACCCAGCCAGUCGUCGCUCGACCAGGUCCAGGCCGCCCAGCUGGGCGGGCUCAUGAGCCCGGCACAGCAGCAGAGACUUUGCAGCAUGAAAGAGGAUCAGGGCAUCGCCCAGAAAGGCGGGGAGAGACGGGGAAAGAAGAGGAAGAGGAAACAGCACAAUCCAAACCCCCUCAGCUGCCUCAAGAAGAAGAAGAAGAAAAGCGGGCCGACACCGCCGCUUAAAAAAACUGAGCAAGCUCACAAGAGGACUCGGAGCAGACACAAGAAACGUGCAACACCAGGAGAAGAUCAUGUUUCCACUUCCUCGGUUCAAAAGCCAUCAAAUCGACUCGAGUGAAUACGUCCAAAAUGUGUUUUCGUCUUUGACAGAAUUUUCGACAGUAAAGUAUGUGAACUUAAAGGCCCCGUAUUUUGGCUAUUUAGGCCUCCAUAGAGAGAUUCCUUAACAUGGAUUUAGAGUAUGAAAGUCUCCAUUUGAUUUAAAAAAAUAAAAUAAAAAAUACCUUAGUUUUCUCAAAGAAAAGGCCCCUCUGAAGGCUACUUCUGUUUGACCCAGUUGUGUGUCUGCUUUGUCCAUAGUUGGCGAACACCGCCCCCUUUCCUCUGGUUGCUUCUGUGUAGUAGACCCGUUUUCGAGAGCCCGUGUUUGUUAUGUUGACAGCGCUGGCUCGGGAGCGGAAAGGGAAGGCGGAGAUAUCCGCUAGAUAAGCUUGAGAAAUUCGACUGACUUGAUUACAGGCCUCUCGGCAGAAACACGUCUGGGAUUCAGGAAUGCGUGGACGAUUUGAAUUCGUAUUUCACGUGGUUACUGAGACACCAUCCAGACAAUAUUACAUCCCAAAUACUAAAAAAAAGGUUGGUUUGGCAAAGUAUGUCCCCUUUAAUCAUAGUCAAUUGGAUUCCAACAGUGACCAUUUUACAAUUGACACUGUUGCAUGACUUCAAAAUUAAAUAAACAAUUGACAAUUUGUACUACUGCAUUUGAGAAACUGGUAUCAACACUCUUUAGUGUUGCUGACAGUGUAGUGGUUCACCUGUUUGACUUCUUGGGUUCAUUUCGCACUUAAUGGCGGUGCGAGUGUUUGUCUGUCUCCAGUCCCUGCAACCCUAAACAGGAUAACUGCGAUAGAAAAUGAAUUUAUUGAUGGCAUCCACAGAGUAGUACUUGCAAUAUAUGACGUGGAUGACUGAUAAUCUACGCAGACAGCAGCAGCCAUAUUUCAGUACCACAGUUGUGAGUUUUGAGAUUCAAAUCUCUGCUCGGUGGGCUUUCGCAUGGGUCCUCAGGCUUCGUCCUAAUUGAAGACUCAAUUGUCCACAGGUGUGAAUGUUUGUCAACAGGAGUCCUGUGGUUGGCUUCCAAUACAGGGCUUUAUCCAAUUUCUUGGCCCAAAGUCAGCUCUGCUCCAGCUUACUCAGUGACCCUAAUGAGGACAAGCGAACGGAAAUGGAUGGUUGGAGUUCAACUACAUUCAGGCAAAUGUUGAUAUUGUCUCUUAAUAUGUGCAAAGUUCAGAUUUGUGCACUGAUAGCAACAAUCAAUAUGUGAAAACCUUACAUCGGUGUGAUUUUGAAUAAAAUAGUACGUGACAACGCAUGUCUAAAUUAUGAAAAAGAUGUUGAUAACGAUCUGCAAUAUCGUAUGGACGUGCAACAACAGCUGCAUCCUUACCUGGAUUUACCACUAGACGGCAGCAGAGUUGCUCUGUUGGAGGAGGAAGUGCAGCAUAAUUUAGAUAUUUGAUACAUUAGUAUUUGUUUAAGAAACAGCAAGUCACGUUAAUGUGUGUACAUAUAUAAUAAUAAUAAUAGCAGUAGUUGACACAGAGUGAUGAAAUAUUUUAACCAUGAUUUCUUUGGCACGUGCCAUUGUGUGCUGCACAUAAGUCAACAGCUUUAAAACUAAAGGAAAUCUCACUAAUUUUUUUUUUUUUUUUUUGUCCCGUUCAGCUGUUAGGUCAAGCAGAAUGGAGGAUCUGCAUCCCUUUUAUGCCGGAACAGUUUUACCUCGCACAGUGGAGGUUUUGAGUUUUGAGCUGCCGCUGUGGUUUCUUGGUAUUUGGUAUUUGGUAUGGAUAUUUAUUGAGAAUCGAGAGUCGAUCAGUCGAACAGAACCAAGUUUCUAGAGGGGAGUGAGAAAAGAAGACAAAAUACAAAGCAACUAACUGUAAACAAGAUGAGAACAAUUCAUCCUAGAACAAUGAAGCAUUAGAUAUGAGUUGUGUUGUGCUACACCCUGUGAGGGAAGGACAGGAGAAGGAGCAUGCUGCACAAGGGUCAUGAACCCGGCUGUACAACUGAAGUGUGGUGGGGUUAACUAUGUAAAUUAUACAAGUCUAAGGACGAGAGUAUGAGUGAGGGGAUACCCAGGCAAUUCGCGUAUUUGUGAGUUAUUUGUCACAAUAAGUGAGUGGCCCCACAACCAGCGAAAAAGUCCCAGGGAUGUGUGCCUGUGGACACGUGCAAGUGAACUGACGCCGUUUUGCAUGCACAAUGACUGACAGAGGUGUCCUGUAAUUGCUGUGCCUGCACUGCAGUGGCCGAGGACCCCACCCAAACAACCGAGAGGCGGGAUCAGGCCCAGGAGUCCACCCGAGAGCAGCCCGGCGGACGGGACGCGUCCCGCACUGAGGGACCCAGGGAGGUCCGCCGGCCCCACUGAGGCGCCACAACCACCUGGCCACCUGGAGAAGGCUGCAGGGACCCAAUGCCACCCUACUAGCCAACCCCCUCCCCACUCACCGCCCCCGACUGGUAGUCAUUGGCCCUACCUCGUCUUUCAGUGCCCCCUCCUGAGUGGUGUGGUGCAUUAAAAUCUGGAGAGGCCAGUGAGCCCGGGCAGGGGGGCACGGCUGCCAGGCACUGCUGGCUAACAGCCAAAUAUCCCUCCCCCGACCCCCCCACCCAAGACCCACCGUACACAUGGAUGUAUGUGGUGCAUUAAAACAUGGGGAUGAGUGUGUGUGACGCAUUAAAAUCCUGGGGGAAAGGCAGGGCAGAGGGACAUGGCGCCCGGACCGUGUUUCAGCACGUCAGUGCUAAAACACCAGCACCCUCCCGACCCCACACCAGUCCCCCAGGAAUCCCUGGAUAUGUAUGUGUGCCCAGAUGAAAUAUUUACAGUGAGUGGUGUGAGUGUGUGCUAGGUGAGUGAUUAAGAGGCAUGGCUCCUGCAGGUCGGGGCCAUUAGGCAGGACAACCACAGACGAAGAGGGCCGCUCCACCCAGCCCCGCAACACCGGCCCCGGGACACCCCGACAUUCCAGCCAGCACCCGAUACCCGUCUCCGAGUGUGGGAGGUAAAUAAACAAAGGCAGGCCCACAGGGGACCACACCCACCCACGAGAAGAGGAAGAGGUGACUGCAGCGGGGCGCAAGGAAUGGAGAGAAGUGGAGGAAGCAGGCCUGAGGAGCGACAGGGGAGCCCCACCGCCCCCACCAGUAGCCAGAGCGGGGGACCUAGUCGGGCGCCAGCUGGCACCGCUCCAGCACCCAAGGAACAUAGGCGAGUCCACCAUCACACCAUUAAUGCUCUCCGGGAGGUCAAUCCAGUGGCUCCACCCCCCAAGAUCGGGAAGGAAGUCCCGUCCCCACAGACGCCGGAACCUUAAGCACAGGGUCAAGAAGAGAAGAUCCCCCACUCUCAACAAAUUUGAAUAGCCUCCCAUUCAUUCAUCCGGUGUCCAAUUGUGGCCAAAAGUGUUGGCUUGGUCCUGACUCAAAUUUGUAACUUUUAUUGUAGGUUUUUACAGGCUAUUAUUACCCUUACAUGAAUGAAAAAAAUUGUUUACUGAACAUUGCUGACCCUUUUCAAGUAGACUGCUAGUAUGGUUGUCACAGUCUUUGAAUUUGAAAAAAAGCAACAUUGCAUAACAUAACAUUGCUUGCAUGCUUAUCGUCAGGCACAUUUUUUGUCAGUGGCCACAUUCGGUAUGAUUUCCCUUAGAGGGCCUUUCAUCGCUUCCUCAUACUAUUAUGUAUACACACAAAAUUGAUCAAUAACUAGUUUUGAAAUCAGAAGUCAAUGAUAAUAGUUUGUUCAACUAUUGUUGAAGUUACUGUAAAAAAAAACACUAACCCUGAUCAAAAUUGUCCAUCCUUGACAAACACUGUAGUGUGAGCACCAGCUGGCUGGCCGCUACAUUUUGUCAAAGGGGAGAAUAAUUUUUUUUUUUUAAGCAACCAAAUCAUAGGUUUGGCGACACCACUGGUAUUGGUCGAUUCCUGGAUCAAACACCUGUUCUGAAUUUUGCCCUUCAACUCCUUGUUAUAGGUAUGCGAAAAGUGCUGAAACAUCCAACAUUUGCACAUUGAGGUCAAGUGAACUUCACCUGUAAAGGUUAUUGUGCACUUUAUGUACUUCCUAAAAUUUCACCUGAAAGCCUAACAUAGUAGUGUACCACACACAAUCAAAUAGGUUAAGGGUGUCAGUAUGAUGAGGUGUGCAAACAGUGCUGCAACUUCCCAUGGAAAGUUGCUGGAAAGCUACCAGAAAUCUAGCGGAAAUUUUCCAUCCCUUACCAAAUCCUUAGGGCUUACAUGUCAAAGUGUCUCCGUCUUUCUCUCGCACGGCUGCAUGCGCUCGUGUUGUUUCACGUGACAUUGCUGAAAGCAACAAACUGAAGAAUAGAACCGAUCCACUUGUAGCGCUGACUGAUUGUGUCGUCUGCUCGCAGUCAGGCCCGUAAGUUAGACCCCUGUCUCAUCUCUACACAAAAAGUCAGAGGAAAAACUGCUCACAGCUGCCAAAAAAACCCACCCCACAUAGCCUAUGGGGAAUGGACUUAACUUGGACACAAAGGGCCUGGUUGUAUUUCACUGUAGGAUGGCCUUUGUGCUGGGGAAUUGGCGAACACUGGAGCAAUGUCUCGCUCCUGGCCGGACCUGUCUGCCUCCUAAGCUUGACAAGCAGGUCUUAUUCAGGCAGCAAAGCCCUCUGCAGCGUCCAUGGGGGGCUUUGAUGGAUUUGGUGUGUGCUGUACAUCAGGGCGACCAAAAGAGAGCUCCUUUGCAACACAUUUCUCACAGUUGAGUUGUAUGGGGGCGGCAUUGAAUGAGAACCAAAAAAAAAAAAAGUGGGGGAGGGUGUGGUGGCUUAAGUUAGGAUGGGAAGAAGGGAGGGGGGUCUUUUCAGUUCUUAUUGGAAGCAACAAUAGUCUUUGUUCGAGAUCUUCUACCAUUCUUAUUAGGGCUAACCAAGGGAGGAGGGGGCACCAAGGCGGAGGGGUGUUUCUCCAUAGUAACAAUGACAAAACAAGGCAGCGCCACACGAGGCGGGCAGAGCGAGUGUUGAAGCUCGGUGGCGGUACAAGGAGGAGCGCAAGAGGAGCUCUGGACAUAGUUUGACGACCGGCCUAAAAACUGGAAGGCGACACAUGAGGGUCACCGUCCUGCACAAGUCCUCUCACAGCUUCCAGCAUGGACCGUGACAGCCACAGCGAGGACACCUUGUCCACCAUGGUCCUGGAAAACAUCAAGAACAAAAUGAUUGAUGCCUUCAGGGCCAGUGGAGAAUCUCGAGAUCCACGUGAGGAUGAGGCCGCCCGCGCGAGGCAGCUCAGCAUCAGCAGGAGUCAUCAAGCCAAUGAGGAGCUGAGGAGGGCGCAGAUAGACGGAGCCAUCACUUGGCUGAGGUCUGAACUGUUGGAGAUGCGCUCACAGGACCUCCAGCUGGCUCAAACGCUGCUGGGACUCAACACAGAGAUCCAAAGACUGAGGAGGGAGAGUUACGGAGGUGUGGAGGAUGCAGGAGAUCAUCAGCAGUAAAUACCGGAGGGCCGAUAAAAGGGCUGAAAAAUUCUGAUGCUUUGUGAGAUUGAAAUACUGUGCUUUUAAAUGAUGAUUGGAUGUAUGGCUGAGUAAUGGUCUAUUAUAAUAAAGAUGAAAUAAAUUGACACCAAUUGCAUAUCAAGUAAGCCAGUCAAGAAUAAAAGGCUGAAUUUG
Messenger RNA from Phyllopteryx taeniolatus (common seadragon), 6607 nucleotides. It is a transcript of the gene utp23, whose product is annotated as UTP23 small subunit processome component. The transcript has 4 exons. The record is from RefSeq and is a predicted model, not a curated record. Gene Ontology annotation, cellular component: small-subunit processome; nucleolus. Gene Ontology annotation, molecular function: small ribosomal subunit rRNA binding. Lineage: Eukaryota; Metazoa; Chordata; Actinopteri; Syngnathiformes; Syngnathidae. The coding region runs from base 219 to 1001 and encodes 260 amino acids.